AUGCUUCAUUUUAUUCUGAAGGAAGAGACGCAGUGCUGGAGAGAGCUAGCCAGAAUCAAAGGCUCUAAACGCAAAGAACACGGUUUUAUCAGUCCCCACUCGGACGCCUCUCUCCGCCUUCGACGUACUAAUCGGUCGUCUUCGAGGUCUCGCCACCGGCCCGCCAGCGUUUCGUCCAGCAUAUGCAUGGGCGGCCGAUCAGACUCAAGAUCUUCGUCCGGAUCGUCAGAUCUGCGGCGUGAUUUACGGCAUGAGCAUAAAGUUCACUCACACUCGCGCAGUCGUUCAGGCAGUCAGACGUCCUCGAUUCGUCGGAAGAAGCGCCAACGACGACUCAGUGCCUCGGGUUCGGCGGCUGCCAACGCUGACUCGACUCCCAAUCAACUCCAUUCGGUACCGAAUAUUACCGACUCGACGACAGUUGCGCUAACAAGCCAAUAUGACGACGAGAGGAAAGAGGACAUACAACAGUCCUCUAGGCAGCUGAGCAGACGCUAUAGUCCGGGCAGCCCGAAUAGUGCCUCUCUUUUGUUGACUGGUGAAAGCGAUCGACAGUCUGUACAUCAAGCGACUGCAUCUCCUCAUGGAUCUCAGCAAGAUCUGGAUCUGGUCAGUGUGAAAAGUCCAAGUCGCAGUUGCAGUCGUCACAGUUCACCGCCACCUGUAGAUCUGAAAGCAUCAGAUGUCAAAGUACCGCAAACUAACGGUACACAGCCCCAUUAUCGUUCAUAUUCACUGCGAGACUCUGUGCUCUCUUCGGCCUCUUCUCGCCCUUAUCGCAGAAAUCUGGAGCGUCACGACUCUCGAUCCGUCUCUCGUGGGGAAUCCAGUUCUAAAGGCUCUUCUCGUUACCGAUCCUCCAUUUCCAGUCGUUCCUCUUCUUCUUCUUCCUCCUCCUCAUCCUACUCCUCUUCCCCCUCUUCGUACGCUCCUCGUAAGAGUUCCGCCCACAAGCGUAUGCGUUUGGAGCGUAGGCAAUCGGUAGCCUCUAAAACAGACGAAAAGGAUAAGGCUAAGAGAAUUUUGCCACCUGAAAAGAAUGUUGAUGCCAAGGCGAAUCUGGAGAAGGGCAAUAAAGUUGGUCGUCAUCCUAUGCGCAAUUUGCGCCGUGAAAGGUCUUCUGAGAGGCGUCGAGACUGGAAAAUCUGGCAAGAAAAUGAGCAUAAGCGUCGUCGUGAGCUGCUCACCAAACAUUUGGAUCUUCACGACUUGAAUAGCAAAAGUCAAAUAUCACUGGACAAAAUUGAACGUGAAAUGCGCCAUGAAGCGAAGCGUCUAUUCGAGGAGGCCCUGACCAAAGAUGCAGAGCCGCCAAUUGAAGCGUCCAAGCAGCCGGUCAAAACAGAAGACUGGUGGCAAAAUAUGACAAAACCGCUUGAUCCUACAAAACGCUGGGGUCAUGAUGGUUGGGAGGAGUUGCAACGAACUUCCAGCCAACCGCGCGAUCGUACCCUUUGCCCUACCGUUCAGUCCAACUUGAAGAGGCCGGUCGUCACGGCUUUCACUAUUGCCAAGUCUCGUCCCAAGAGUUUCUACUAUCCAGAUUUGGAGGAUGACGAAAAGUCGAGUGUCAACAGUUCCCGGCGUCAAACGCGCAGUAGAUCACGCUCAUUUCGAUCACAUUCGGCUAGCCGGAGUAGUCGGAGCGCCUCAAGUAGAAGUUGUUCGACCAGCUGCAACAGUCUGUCCUCCUAUUCCAGCUAUCGUAGCGACAAGCGUCGUCGGAGUCGCCGAAAGAGUCGCCAUCGGCUUCGUAGACGAAAGUCUGCCCGCAAGAGCCGGACUCGAAGUCGAAGUCGAAGUCGAAGUAGAAGUAGAAGUAGAAGCCGAAGUCGUGGACACCGUCAUGGUCGAGUCAGCAGCAGUUCUAGUGCAAGCAGUUAUCGUAAAGACGUACCAGUUCAGUCUCAGAUUCCGGCAGGUCAACAUGUCGCCAAACGGACUGUUCAACCGAAAGUCUCGCCGACUCGCGAACUCAAGUCAAAGGAGCCGCCGGAGAGAGUUGAUCCAAAUGAGGGCUCAUCCGAGGCGAACUUCAAAGAGCCGAAAGGGGGCGCGCAAGAGGACAGUGGCGUCCGUAAGCGGGCAAACUCGAGGCUAUGCGAAAAGAAGAGGAGUAGAGGAAAGGGACGCAACGAGAAAAAGAAAAGGCGUAAAGAGAAAAGAAAGAAGAACAAAAAGAACAAAAAUAAACAUGCGAUUAAAAACGAGAAAAAGUCAAAUGACAGAUCACAUCACAAGAAAACAAAUGAAAAACCGACAUCUCAGUUGCUCUCUUUCGAUCCACAUGAGGACGCCGAGAAGGAUCAACAUGCUCCGGCCACUGCAGCUCCACAUCAGAAUGCCAUCAACGUGAACCAAAUUCCCUUGCCGACGAGAAGUCAGGAGGAGAACAAGUCGAGUCAUGCCAAAAUGUCUUCCCAUUGUCUGCCGCCGUCUCAGUCGAACCCCGCGCCUGUUGGCAAAGUGAGUCCGGCCACAGUCGACAUCCCGCUUCCGGGUGAGUCGCAGAUUCAUGCCGAA
Protopolystoma xenopodis is the source of this 2523-nucleotide messenger RNA. The record is from the annotation of a GenBank genome assembly. NCBI's taxonomy places the organism in Eukaryota, Metazoa, Platyhelminthes, Monogenea, Polystomatidea, Polystomatidae.